Hermetia illucens (black soldier fly) is the source of this 675-nucleotide messenger RNA. RefSeq lists its product as uncharacterized. The transcript is spliced from 2 exons. The record is from RefSeq and is a predicted model, not a curated record. The coding region runs from base 107 to 430 and encodes 107 amino acids. Lineage: Eukaryota; Metazoa; Arthropoda; Insecta; Diptera; Stratiomyidae.
UUUUCAGCGCAUAUGCAUCGUUUAGAGAGCAUCCAGUUGUGUUAUUGUUUUCAGUGUUUUGAUAUAGUUGAGUUUAUAAGGGAAAACUGUUUUUGAAUUUUUAAGAAUGGGAGCAAAAUAUGAGGAUGCAAAGUACGAAGACUCUAAAUUCAAGGAAUCGGCCGAUGACGACUUCAAUUCGGAGUCCGUUGAGGUGUUACGAGAACGCCUUAAUACGAUGAAACGACUGAUGGCCGAACGGACAAACAGCAAUAAUGCUGAGGAUUGGUCCAGACCGCAUCACACUACAACAGGAAUCAUUGAUGGAAACUUUUUGAGCGUAGCAUUCGCAGGUGCUUUGCUGGUCAUUGUCACAGUGUCAGUCUAUGCAUUUUACAACCUCUACACUGCGGUCCUUCGAAGGUUCCCUUCUCAUCACACUGAGCUUUAAAGGGAAGGCGUAAACGCCCGACAUCCGUGUUUACAUGUAAACUAUGAUUUGUUAAAGAAUUAUUCUUCCUGAAAUUUAGGCAAGUUACUCCAUUUUUUCAUGUGUAAAUUCGAAUCGAAUUUUAUAAUGUGGAAAUUGUGUCAAGCGUUUUCUAUCUCUAUCAAAUAAGUCAGGAAUUGUAGCUUUGAAUUUCGCAAUUCUCUAUUUAUAUAUGAAUAAAUAAUUAUAACAGUGAUUAACAUCGA